This is a messenger RNA of Marasmius oreades (fairy-ring Marasmius), 1875 nucleotides long. RefSeq lists its product as uncharacterized. The record is from RefSeq and is a predicted model, not a curated record. Lineage: Eukaryota; Fungi; Basidiomycota; Agaricomycetes; Agaricales; Marasmiaceae. The transcript is spliced from 3 exons. Bases 1 to 1875 code for a protein of 624 amino acids.
AUGUCAGAAACGAGACCAUCGAUACCGAACAUACUUGCCGAUGAUGGUGUGUUGGAUGCCUCAGUCGCGCGAGGGAUCUCAGAACCCCUCUCUGGAACGUUGAAUAAUCUGGAGGAGAAGGUGUUCGACCUCGGCUCCUGGGGUAACGAUCCCCUCCAAUCGGACGUCUACCGUUGGUACGAGAGCCUUCGUGCGCGCAAUGGUUCCCCCGAUGGCAAGGAUCCUACAAAAAUAGAAAAAUUACAGGUCUGGAGUCUCAACAGGUAUUCGAAAAGGCUUACCCACCGUUUCGUCUUGCUGCACAUGGCUGAUGGAAAAGCUGUACACCAAUUGGACAGGCGCGCCACGGACCAGGCCAAUCCCUCGUUGUUCUCCGGUUUAUCCAGCGGUACGCCAGGAGUGAGGUUUACAGACGAGAUGAGGGUCAAUCUCAAGGUCAAUCUCAAUAAGCUGGCGAGGAAGAGUCACCUCGAGGUCGAGAUCCAGCUUGGGGGCAAAAUCGAUUUGCUCGUCGUACUGUUGUCGUGUUAUCGGAUAUCUAAGCAUAAACGGGCGAAGAGAUACGACCUUCGCGAUUACAAUUGUUUCUUUUACUCGUGGACAAUCUUGACAAUCGUUGCAAGGCGCCUAUUGGACAUCGAGUCCCCAUUCAUCGCUAAAGACGAGCUGAUGGACCGCUUGCAGCGCAAGGAGCACCUACCCGCCCUUGCAGAGUCCAUCGUAGACUCAGCGGUGCACACACUUCGAGACUCGGUUCUAGCAGCUGUCAGCGUCUUUAGAGAGCAGGAACAAAGACACACCGACGAGGGGAAGCGUAUCGGAGAAGGGUUGACUAUCAUCACUCGAAUGGUUUGGCAGCUACCGGAUGGGAUCCUCAAGCCGUUCGCCAAGCUGGUACUCAACUCCAAACUCCCGUCGAAUCUACGGGAUACGUUGCUUAAACAGAUAAAGAAGGCGUUCGCCGAAAAGGCGCAUGACGUGUACAAGCAAGUCCUCGACCAUAUCGACAUCCCUCAGGCUGCACGCGAUCGGUUGUGGGUAGACGAUGGCGUCAAGCAAAUUAUUCGGUGUGAAGUCGAGAAAGCACUGAUUGAGCAGCUGUGGCCGGCAGUUGUCGACGCUAUCAACGUUGGAUAUGGGCAGGAUGUCCACUCGGCGAGAGAUAUAGCACAAAAUGUCAUUGCUACAAAGCGCUGGUGGCAGCUUGCUGAGGCUAGAACUGUUCAGUUUUGGGCUGUUCAGGCUGCCGCUUUACACGGAGGUUUGAAGGAGUUAGGGAUUACUACACCACGAGAGCAGGUGGAUAGAAUUAAGGCGGAAGCUCGGUCGGAAGCUCCAGAUGAUCCUUCCGAACAAUUGAAGCUACUGAAUGAAGGGAUGUUUGAUUUGGCUUGGAAUAGUGCUCGAGACGGCGCCCUGUGCUUUGCUCAAGACGCUGUUCGGGCCACUGAAUCUACGCUGCAUCCGAAACACCACAAGUCCAGGGAAAUCAUGUGGGGGACAAUAUGGGGAUUGUGGGACAAGUGUUGGGAGGAGGCUUGUAAACGUGCAAAGACCCUCGUCCUAAACGCACUUGGUAUCGUCGUGCAGGCUAUCCUCAACGCCAGUGUCAAGAUUGUACUUGAUGAGCUCAGCGUCGGAAAAAACCAGCCCACUGUACGUGUUCGUCGGCCCAAGAGAGUUUUCGAUAUCGAGUUGAGCGCGUCAAUUUGGGAUGAGGAGCCUUCCAUGACAGGUCUAGCACUGCAGCAAUACAUACAAGUGUUGAUGAAGAGGGGGAAACUAGGCCGUCCUGAUAUUUUGCAGGGCACCAUGGCUGAGAUAUGGAAGGAACUCGCGGCCGCCGACUUUGAUUUUGGCAAGAUUGUGCGGUGA